AUGCUCUCCUCUACCGAUAGUCAGCCCUCGCCUGCAGUUAUAGAGCCUUCACAUCCUACUGAUGAGCAUACUGUUAACGAAGAGCGCUCUCGUGUCGAAGAGAAUGGUGCUGAAGAGCUUGCCUCUUCACUUGAACUAGGCAAGGAUCGUAAAACUUUCAUCGCCCUGGCGCAGAGAAAGUGCCUCCAGCUGGACUUGGAGUUCUCCGGCAAUCAAUUUGAAGGCAUGACCUGUUUUUUGGUAUGCUCGGUUAAUAAUCCGAAGCGGGAUUUGCGAGCUAUUGGCUAUGGCACGACAAAGCGAGAAGCAAAAGAAGAGGCUAUCAAAACGUUAAUUGAAAGGCUUCAAGAGACGGGAAUCUGGGAACAACUUGUGCUGCAGGACCAUGCCAGACUUACUGUCAACGACGAUUUGCUUUACAUGAUGCGCUUUGGGACUCAGAGCCUGAUUGAAGCCAACGAUAAUCUUCGAUCAUUCAUGACAAUCAAGGAGAAGCGACGCCGACUAUCGCAGAGAGAUAAAGAUGCACAAGACGUCUAUAAAACAAAGAGAUCUGAGGCACUAGCUGAAGCUCUUCGCAAGUUUCGCCAAUCCAAGGAUCCAAAGGUGGUGGCUAUUCAGUCCGCAGCGAGCAGCCUACCUGUAAACGAACACAAGGAAACGGUCCUAGAUCUUAUCAAGAACAACACGUACAGCAUCAUUGUUGCGGAGACUGGAUCGGGAAAGUCGACGCAAGUGCCUCAGAUGAUCUUAAACGACGCCAUUGAGGAGAGCUCUGGAGGCUACUGCAACGUGCUUUGCAUUCAACCGCGGCGCAUCGCAGCCCGUCUGCUGGCUCAACGGGUUGCUCAUGAAAGGCUUGAACACAUUGGCAAUACGGUGGGCUAUAUGAUUCGAUUUGGAAUCAAGCGGCCAGCCAAAGGUGGUAGUAUCACCUACUGCACCACUGGUCUCGCUUUGAACAUGUUGCAGGACGAUCCUGACUUACUCAACUCGUUCUCCCAUAUCAUUCUUGAUGAAGUCCAUGUUCGCGAUAUUGACAUUGAUUUCGUGAUGCUGCUAUUGAAGAACCACAUUAACAAGUGUCGAGCAGCCGGUACCCCCACGCCCAAGAUCGUGGUUAUGAGUGCAACGGUUGACGUUGACCUUUUCGCCUCCUACUUCCGUAAUUCGGGACCCGAUGGUGAAUUAUUACCUGCUCCACACGUUUCCAUUCCCGGACGUCAAUUCCAUGUGAAAUCACAUUAUCUCGAUGAAAUUCUCGACGACAUUACCAACAAACUUGUGAAGGAUGUUCUUGCGUGGUGUUUGAAAGAGCCGUCGACAGUCAAGUUCUUACAAAAUCACUACCGUAACUUUGCCUCCGAAGAUCUCGCCGAUGAAGCCGGCGAUGAUUUGGAUGCACCGUCAUCUCCAGAAGAAUCAAAUUCAGCAAUCUCUUUGUCACGUCCCACGAGCUUGAAGCGAGUGGACGAUGCCUCCCUUGUUCCAGCUGGGCUGAUUGCUGCCGUCACCCACUAUCUUCUGAGCACAAGGGACACCGGAUCUGUCUUGGUCUUCCUGCCUGGCCUCAGUCAAAUCAUUGCCGCUGAAUCCCAAAUCGUACAGGCCGCGGAAAUGCUGGGACUGGACUUUUCAGAUGAAGGCAAAUUCAGAAUCUUGAAAUUGCACAGUAGUCUUCCGGAAGAGCUCGCUAAACUGGAUGUCGACCCGCCCGAAGGUUGUCGACGAAUCCUCCUUGCAACUGAUAUCGCAGAGGCAUCUCUUACAAUCCCUGAUGUACGGUAUGUGAUUGACUCGGGCAAGGUGAAUCAACUGAUGUACGACCCUCGGACCCGAUCUCAUCAGAUGACUUGCAGCUGGGCAAGCCAGUCAAGUACCGUCCAGCGAGCUGGGCGGGCAGGUAGAGUCCAGGACGGGGAGUACUUCUUCCUUGGAAACAAGGAAUGCUUCGACUCGCUUCGUAUCACCAAGUCUCCCGAAAUCCUUCGAAGCGACCUUCAAUCGGUUUGCUUGCGAGCCAAACUGUCAAAUCCUACUACACCUAUCAACGAGUUUCUUCAGCAGGCCAUCGAGUCCCCAGAAGCUACCGACGUUGACAUGGCCAUCGAUUCUCUUAAGCAACUUCAAGCCCUGGAUGACGAGGAGGGUCUCACCAAUCUGGGCUCUCUAGUCAGUCAUAUGCCUAUCCUACCUCCGUACCUUGCCAAGUUGGUCGUUCUAGGCGCUAUUUUCCAGUGCCUGGAUCCUCUCCUGAUCCUGGCAACACUGGGACAAGAAUCGAAUUUCUUCUAUCGGGGCAAUGACGAGAAGCAACGAGUCCAGGCCUGGAAUGACCAAGCAGCGUUUGCAGGGCAGAGUUCCAGCGAUCAUUUCAGCAUUAUCAAUGCUUUCAAGGCUGUUCGCUCUGAAUGGAUCGAGCAUGGCUGGCGAGCUGCUCAAAGAUUCGCAUACUCGAAGAAUGUCUAUCUCCCCGUCUAUCGGGAGGCUUUCCUCACGUCUAACCAGAUCCUGCGCCAGCUGGAACAAGCACAGGUCAUCAACAAAUGGCUGUCGUUCGGCAAGGACCCCGAAGGCCGAUUUGGUGGGCCAAAAUUAAAUGUCAAUUCGAAUCAUGUGCCUCUCAUCAAAGCGUUGUUGCUUCACUGUCUCUACCCCCGGCUUGCUGCACCGAGGCCGGAUUCCAAUACCGCAUUUACAACUCAGACCGAGAAAAAGGCAGUUCUGCACACGGGAAGCAUGACCAAGAAUGGCAAGCAGCCGCCACGAGCUCUGCUGGUUUUCAAUCACAAGUUCUUGUGGGGAAACCCGCCGAAGAUCACGGCUUUGAAAGAGGCUUCUAUCGUGACUCCGCUCGCAGCGUGCCUCUUUGGUGGCAAACUGGCAGGACAGCGCUCUUCCAUCGUCAUGGACUCGUGGAUGCGGACUGGUAUCCAAGUCACUGACAGCCCAGCUACGCCAAACGAAGUGAUCAACGAUGUGGUCGAGUUGAACAAAGUCCUUAACAAGGCCUUGACCACGACGUUCGAUGCCUACCAAAGCGAUUUUCAAAUGAUGCAAAUAAAGAAGAAAAAGGGAAAUUUCUUCAAGACCCGUAACCAAUUCGUGGCGACCUUGCAGCAAACCAUCAAAGACGUCCUGGACCGCGACUGUAACCCGGCUCGAGCAUCCACGCCUGCUGCGUGGAAUGAGCAUGACGUUAUUCUCAAUGCGCGAUCCCCGCUCACCGCCUUAGAUAUCUUUAUCGCCAAAAAAGUUCAAGCUCAAGUCCAACUCCCACUUUACGCCAACAACGCAAAGAAGCAUAAACCACAGGGAAUGGCUCUCUCCAAAAGCGAGUCCGACAUCAUCCUAAACCGGGCAAAUGUCGCUCUAGCCCGCAGCCAGCGCCUCGUUGCUUCAUGGCUCCCCGACCGAUCCGCCGACGAACUCGCAAACGCCAAGUCCGAAGAGGAGAUACAACGCGAGGAAGAUGAGAUUUUCACAGCUGUACCUGAGACUCUCGGCGUCGGCGCCCCCCUCCCCGAAAAAGCAGCCGACGGAAGCUGGAACCGCACGGAGUUAAGCUCGAACGAUCAAUUACGGAAACAACUUCUUGGGAGGAACUAUGAUAAAUUUAUGAAGGCGAAUGCUGCAGCUAAACAAGCGUCUGCUGCUGCUAAGAGUGCGGCGGCGGCGUCAGCGGGGAAGACUGGCCCCGGUGCUUCUGGUGCUGCGGCUGCCAAUGAGGAAGAUGAUCAGGAUGAUGAUGAGGAGGGGAGGGUUUCUAUGGUUGGGAAGAAGAAUAAGAAGAGGAGGGUUGGUCAGGAUCGUACUGUGUCUGGUGGGACUCCUGUGCCUGCGUCUGCAGAGGGGAAUGUUGAAGAUGCAGCUGAGAAGACGGAAAAUGGAACGGUCGAGACCGAGGGAGCUGUCAAGGCGAAACCGGCGCCGGCUAAGGGGAGGAAGAAGGCUACUAGCUACUUGGAUGAGUUGUUGGCUGAGCGGUCGAAGAAGAGGAAGAAGCGGUGA
Messenger RNA from Penicillium daleae, 4011 nucleotides. RefSeq lists its product as uncharacterized. The record is from RefSeq and is a predicted model, not a curated record. Bases 1 to 4011 code for a protein of 1336 amino acids. Gene Ontology annotation, cellular component: intracellular anatomical structure; nucleus. Gene Ontology annotation, molecular function: RNA binding; ATP binding. The transcript is spliced from 5 exons. NCBI's taxonomy places the organism in Eukaryota, Fungi, Ascomycota, Eurotiomycetes, Eurotiales, Aspergillaceae.